GAUUAAAUUGUAUGCCGAAUGCCGAUUGAUUCUCACAUUUUUACUUCUCCAUAAUAAAUGACAAAAUCUUGUAGCCAUACUACUCGAGUAAUAUAUUUAAAAAAAAAAAGUAAAAUCAAUAAAAUAAUAUUCCUGUGUUGUCGACUGUCGGAGACCAACAGCGGUCAAUAAGAGUCGAAAGGGUAUAUAUUCGGCGUAAUAUCAUUGCGUGUAUUUAAAAUCAUAGGUUUAAAAGUGGUACAAGACAGUAAUUAUGGCAAAAGACUAUAUGGUUAAACAAAACCCGGAAUAUAUAUCCUACAUUAUUGGAUUAAGUUUAGCAAUUUCAUCUAGUGUCUUUAUUGGCUUAAGUUUUAUUAUCAAAAAGAAAGCAUUAAAAAGAAUAGUAGCGGAAGGAAAUUUGAGGGCUUCAUCUGGGGGUUAUUCAUAUUUGAAAGAAUGGCUGUGGUGGCUUGGGCUAUUAACAAUGGGAAUUGGAGAGGGAGCAAAUCUCCUAGCAUAUGCUUUUGUACCAGCUGCAUUGGUUACACCUCUUGGAGCAUUAAGCAUACUUGUAACUGCAGUAUUAUCAUCUAAAUUUCUUGGGGAAACACUUCAUUUUGUUGGAAAGGUUGGUUGUGUGCUCUGUGUUAUCGGUUCUAUUAUAUUAAUUGUACAUUCUCCUAAAAGUGAUAAUAUUAAAACAUUUUCUGACUUAGUAGUUAGACUGUGUGAUACUUUGUUUAUGUCAUAUGUAUUUUCUAUAAUCAUAUUAUUUAUAGUUGUAAAGUAUUGGUUAGUUCCAAAAUAUGGAAAAACUAACAUAACAGUAUAUCUUAUCAUUUGUUCUGCUAUAGGAAGCCUGUCUGUAGUGUUUUGUAAGGCUAUAUCUCUAGGUAUUAGAGAUGGAAUAAACAGUCAUGAAUCUGAUAUGUUUAUAUUUUGGUUAAUAUUUAUAGUAGCUAUUGCAGGCAUAAUUAUUCAGAUUAAUUAUUUAAAUAAAUCAUUAGAUAUUUUUAAUAGUAACAUUGUAACUCCUGUUUAUUAUGUCAUGUUUACAAGUUUAGUAAUAGUUGCAUCUGGCAUUUUAUUUGAAGAAUGGAUUUACAUGCAGAUUGGUGAUAUUAUUGGUUGUGCCAUUGGUUUUAUUAUACUAAUUUUUGCAGUUUUUACAUUAAAUUUAUAUAAAGCUACACACAAUAUACGAUAUAAAAAUAAUAUUACUUAAAUGUUGUCAAUAAUAUAGCAUACAGCUAUAUAUUGAAGGAUAUAUUAAUAUAUGUAAAACAAACUGGAUGGUAUACUUUAAAGCAAGUAAAUAUAAUAUAAUAACCUAUAUUUUUUUAUUCAAUGUUGACAUAUACUUAAGAUUCUAGAAUUUUUACCAAGGGAAAAAAAGAAAGAUAUACAAGAUAUUUUAUAAAAA
Pieris brassicae (large cabbage white) is the source of this 1405-nucleotide messenger RNA. RefSeq names its product magnesium transporter NIPA3 (gene spict). The transcript is spliced from 4 exons. Gene Ontology annotation, biological process: magnesium ion transport. Gene Ontology annotation, cellular component: membrane. The record is from RefSeq and is a predicted model, not a curated record. NCBI's taxonomy places the organism in Eukaryota, Metazoa, Arthropoda, Insecta, Lepidoptera, Pieridae. Bases 254 to 1207 code for a protein of 317 amino acids. Gene Ontology annotation, molecular function: magnesium ion transmembrane transporter activity.